Molecule: messenger RNA, 2295 nt
Organism: Nannospalax galili (Upper Galilee mountains blind mole rat)
Lineage: Eukaryota; Metazoa; Chordata; Mammalia; Rodentia; Spalacidae
Gene: Tasp1
Product: taspase 1
Biological process (GO): protein maturation
Molecular function (GO): threonine-type endopeptidase activity
Source: RefSeq, a predicted model, not a curated record
GUGCAGGUUAUCAUUCUGAAUCCAAAGCCAAGGAAUAUAAACAUGUAUGCAAACGAGCUUGUCGGAAGGCAAUUGAAAAACUACAGGCUGGUGCUCUUGCUACAGAUGCAGUGACUGCAGCUCUAGUGGAACUUGGGGUGUACACACAGUUACACUUCAUGGACUUCCAUCCAGCCAAGUAUCCAUGUUCUUCUUGUGAAGAGGCAGAGAAAAUCACCUCUCCCAAGAAUUUCCACCUUCUGACCAAGGGAAAUGUGUUCUGAAGAGCUGUACAGAUGGGAGGCAACUUGUUUGCUUGUUCUGCUUGCUAGAGCAUUGAUUUAAUUAGAAGACAGGCUGUGGGUGGCCAUGUGCAGACAAAGAAGCACCAGACAGCCCAGUAAAAGUAAGCCUGGGACAGUAAAAGAUUCUCCUUUUACAAACGCAGGAAUGGGAUCUAAUCUAAAUCUUUUAGGGGAAAUUGAGUGUGAUGCCAGCAUAAUGGAUGGAAAAUCCUUAAACUUUGGAGCAGUUGGAGCACUGAGCGGAAUCAAGAAUCCAGUCUCAGUUGCAAACAGACUCUUAUGUGAAGGGCAGAAGGGCAAGCUGUCUGCAGGCAGAAUUCCUCCCUGCUUUUUAGUUGGAGAAGGAGCCUACAGAUGGGCAGUGGAUCAUGGGAUACCUUCUUGCCCUCCUAGCAUCAUGACUACAAGAUUCAGUUUAGCUGCAUUUAAAAGGAACAAGAGAAAACUAGAGCUGGCAGAAAGGGUGGAAACAGAUUUCAUUCAACUAAAGAAAAGAAGACAAUCAAGUGAAAAGGAAAAUGACUCAGGCACUUUGGAUACUGUGGGCGCUGUGGUUGUGGACCACGAAGGGAAUGUUGCUGCUGCUGUCUCCAGUGGAGGCUUGGCUUUGAAACAUCCAGGGAGAGUUGGGCAGGCUGCUCUUUAUGGAUGUGGCUGCUGGGCUGAAAAUACUGGAGCUCAUAAUCCCUACUCCACAGCUGUGAGUACCUCAGGAUGUGGAGAACAUCUCGUGCGUACAAUACUCGCUAGAGAAUGUUCACAUGCUUUACAAGCUGAAGAUGCUCACCAAGCUUUGUUGGAGACUAUGCAAAACAAGUUUAUCAGUUCACCUUUCCUUGCCAGUGAAGAUGGCGUGCUUGGUGGAGUGAUUGUUCUCCGGUCAUGCAGAUGUUCUGUGGAGUCUGACUCCUCCCAAAAUAAGCAAACACUUCUGGUGGAAUUUCUGUGGAGCCACACUACGGAGAGCAUGUGUGUUGGAUAUAUGUCAGCCCAGGAUGGUAAAGCCAAGACUCACAUUUCAAGACUCCCUCCUGGUGCUGUGGCAGGACAGUCAGUUGCAAUUGAAGGUGGGGUUUGCCGCCUGGAGAGCCCAGUGAACUGACCCUCCAGGCUGACUGUGAAGUAUCUGACACAUUUCAGAACCUGAGUUUUUGGAUAUUUAACUGAAUUUGGGUGUUUUAUUCUCCUUGUUUUAUAAUUCCUAUUGUAACCUCAGGCACCGCUUGGAACACAAGUGCUGCUAUAGUUAGUGCUGGGUAUCAGACGGACCUUUGGCUGGUGAGCAGCAACAUGUGUGGGUGUGUGUGGGUGUGCGGUAUGUGUGCUUGCUUCUCCCUGAUGGGAUAGAAUCUCCUCACAUGUAACUUAUGACUGGGAAUAUCAAAUCGUCUUUGCAAAAUGUGUGCAUUAACUGUUUACAAGUAAAUCCUAAAGUUGCGGGAAGCUUUUAUUUCAUAAAUGGUAUCAACUUGUGUUCACCAGAACUGAAGAGUGAAUCUGCUCUUUAAAUGACUUGACCGUGAUUGUGCAGUGAAUAGUAAUAUGGUGUUUUUAUUGUCAGUCAGUUUAAGUGGAUGGUAUGGUAACUUAAACUGUUGUUCUCAUCCUCAUCUGGGGCAUUUUUCCUUGUAACAGAGAAUGGUUUCAGUGAAACAGUCUAGCAGAGAAUUAAGGUCAAAACCUUUCAAAAUAAUCUUAUUGAUAAAGUUUGUACUUUUUUCUUCAGCUUUUCUAAGCUUAAAUAUUGCAUAGCUUUGAGCUGUAUGUACUAAAUUAUGAAAGAAUAUGUAAAGAGAAUGUUCAGUAAUGCACAGUCUUAAUUUGUGUAUAAUGGAAUGUUAUUUACAAUGUAACACUGUAAAUAAGAAAACAAAUUUUAUGGGAAAAUUCAAUAUUAUCUUUGUUUCUUGUUUAAAUAUAUUUUUAAGAUAAAGGUACAAAAAUAAAAGAAGCAUAUUACUGGGUAUAGUGUGUGGCUCCUUUUCUCAGUCUAUCUUUUGAGCCCUAGAUU